Syngnathoides biaculeatus (alligator pipefish) is the source of this 8758-nucleotide messenger RNA. Its product is annotated as transcription factor 4-like. NCBI's taxonomy places the organism in Eukaryota, Metazoa, Chordata, Actinopteri, Syngnathiformes, Syngnathidae. Gene Ontology annotation, biological process: regulation of transcription by RNA polymerase II. Gene Ontology annotation, cellular component: transcription regulator complex. Gene Ontology annotation, molecular function: RNA polymerase II cis-regulatory region sequence-specific DNA binding; DNA-binding transcription factor activity, RNA polymerase II-specific; protein dimerization activity. Bases 2080 to 4155 code for a protein of 691 amino acids. The transcript has 21 exons. The record is from RefSeq and is a predicted model, not a curated record.
CUCGCACAUGCAGAGGGUAAUUUGUUGAAAUAGGUCAGUCACUUUCUACCUGCAGGCUGUUGGUGAUUAGGCCAGGAUGACGACACCUCUUCACGCCCAAACCCCCCGCCCGCCUAUGACCUACAGUCUACUGAGAUUUGGGUUUGUGCAACCAUUAUUACCAAUAUGAAGACAUCACUGGUGAUGAUUUUGUUUGCUUUGAACAAAAUUGUAGCAUGACGCUGUUGACAAUUUUGACAACUACAAAUAGUAAUGAGAAACUAGUUUAAUAUUGAGCAGUGUUUCUCAAACUUCUUACAUCAAGUACCACCUUAAAAAAUAUUCAGCACUCCACGCAAAACCAUCACAAUCAAAAUUAAACUACAGUAGCAUAGUAAACCCAUAUGUUCAGCAAACACGAAUGAAGUUUUAUUCUUAAAAGAUAGCUCUAAUACUGUAACGCUUUGUACAUGAAGUCAAGAAAUGAAAUUAAAAAUCAAAAUGUAUUGCACAUCAAAGUUGAUUGAAAAUUACAACUAAAUAAUGGCUUUAAAAGAAACAAUUCCCCAACCUUACAUGCAAAUGUUUUCAACUUCAAAGUUAAAUAAAACUGAACUGUACAUAGACAGUGCUUCUUUCAUUUACCACUUGAGGGUGCUUGCAUACCACUAAUGGUCCUCGUACUGUACUUUGAAAAUCAUUGAUAUUCUAGAUAUGCAAUGAUGUUACAUUACAAAAAAAGAAGAAGCAAGAUUUCUCUUGAUAGCAGCAGCGUGAAAUUCAAUUUCAGAUGCCAACGUGGUUUGCCCCACUUUCUGUUUCAACAUCACAUUAAUGAUUUUUAAUUAAAUUUGCCAGUUUACUGCGAACAUUUGAUUUUGAUUUUGAAUGUGGCUCUGGUUUUUAGCUGGCACACCAAAGUGUUGGAACUAUUCUGGUGGGAUACAGGGCCGAGGGCCACCAAAAAAUCCAGAAAAAUCCCAGCAACUGUUUUGCUGCAGCAAAAUUAACAAAAAGAUGUGAUGUCGCGCUUUCUCAAAAUAAGAAUGAUUUAUUUGAAUACAGUAUAUAAAACAACAUAUUACUUGCAACACUGGUUUAGUAAAUGAAAUGUGAAGAAUUUAAGCGCGACAUUACAUCCUAUAUUUCUAUGUUUGGACAUCUCUAAUACAGCUUGUGACCCGUGACAUCGCAGCCAUGCAUUUUGUGUAAUAGCAGUGGAGAAACAUAACCCUAUUGCACUAAAACUAGAAAUGUUGGGUAACGUCAAUUGACUUUUUUUUUUUUUUGUCUCCAGGAUAGAACCAAACGUGGCAAGCUGGUUUCCGUCUUGAUGUAGGUGGCAAACAAGACUUUCUUGUGGUCUUUCUUCCCCUUGCAGAUUGUCAGUGCCUGCCUUCGGUCCGUAGCAGCAGUUCGGCGCGAUGGCGUUGGACGAGGACGUAAGCUAGGUGGCCGCACAGCCACACGAAUCAAUGCGAAAGAGACUGCAAAAGCCGCACGCGCGACGGGAACCGUGCCCGCGCUGAGAGCACCGGGAAUCUUCAGCAGCGGCAGCCGAGCGGAGGGAGCCCUCGCUCGGCCACAAGAAGCACACGCUCCGCCCGGACUCUCACUCAUGACUCGCAUACGCGCAAACUCCUUAUCUCUCUCCGGAGGUUUGCGUCUCCGCCGACAGGCUUGCUAAGGUGUUUUAGUCUCCUUAUUUAUUUAUUUGAACAGUUGUUGGCGGCUGACAGUCGAACCAAGACGAUUGAAGUGCGCCUUGACGCGGACAGCUCGGACUUCUUUGGCUGGAGGGCGAGAGGAGAAAAAAAAAAAACACACACACACUGACCAAAAACAGUCCUUUUCUGUCACUUCUUUUUCUUUUUUUUUCUUUUUUGUGUCCAACGACUUUCAACCGGGAAGCCGCCUCUCAGCUCUCUGAGGAUGAGAGUAAAUUAGACGUGUUGAUCGAGGCUUUGAGCUUGUUUUACUGGAUUUAUUUUGGCUGUGGCGAGCAAAGACCCGGAGAGGAGCGGAGCUGCACGUAAUAAAAAAAAAAAAAAAGAAAGAAAGAAAGAAAAAAGCGAAAGAGGUCCGCGUGAUUGUGCUAAAAUGCAUCAUCAUCAACAGCGGAUGGCAGCGUUGGGCACAGACAAGGAACUGAGUGACUUGCUGGAUUUCAGCGCGAUGCGAAACAGCGAUUUGAAAAUGUUCCCAUCAUCAAUGAUGUUUUCCCCUCCUGUUAGCAGUGGAAAGAAUGGACCGACCUCCCUGGGGAGUGGACAUUUCUCCGGCUCAAAUAUGGAGGAGAGAAUAAGUGCAGGGUCAUGGGUGAGUGGAAGUCGUCCGUCGAAGAGCUACGCUGAGGGAUCUCAAUACAUCACAUCGCAUGAGAGCCUCUCACCUCCUUACGCCAACUCCAGGCUACCAGGUAAAACAGAGAGGAGUUCAUAUUCGUAUGGCAGAGAAUCCAACCCGCACUGCCACCAGUCAGUAUUGGGGGGCGAGAUGGCUUUGGGGAGUCCCGGUGCCACGUCGCCCACCAAGCCACCCAGCCAGUACUACCAGCACUACAGCAGCAACCCCCGCAGGAGACCACUGCAUAUGGACUCCAUGGAAAUUCACACCAAAAAAGUACGGAAGGUCCCUCCAGGCUUGCCGUCCUCAGUAUACGCGCCAUCUGCCAGUACAGCUGACUACAACAGGGACUCACCAGGCUAUCCCAACUCCAAACCAACGAGUGCUGGCUUCCCAAGCUCAUUCUUUAUGCCAGACGGUCACCACAGCGGCGACCACUGGAGCAGCAGUAGCAGCAAUAUAAACCAACAGGGUUACCACGGCAGCAUGCUGGGAGGGGGGAAUUCUGCUCACGGCCCCUCCCAGAGCUCAUCCUAUUGUGGGGUUCACCCUCACGACAGACUGAGCUACACGACACAUUCAUCAGCAGACAUCAACUCCAGCCUCCCCCCCAUGUCCAGCUUCCACCGAGGAACAGGCACCGGGAGUGGGACCAAUCACUACAGCACCGCCGCUUGCUCCACUGCUCCCACCAACGGCACAGACAGCAUUAUGGCUAACCGAGCACAGAGUGGGGCAGCCAGUAGCUCUCAGACAGGAGACGCCUUAGGGAAAGCACUGGCAUCGAUCUACUCCCCAGACCACACAAACAACAGCUACUCAUCCAAUCCCUCCACUCCAGUGGGCUCCCCGCCCACCCUCACAGCCGCCAGUUCAGCUGUUUGGUCCAGGAACGGCGGGCAGGGAGCAUCGUCGCCAAACUAUGAGGCUCCACUACACUCCCUGCAAAGUCGCAUUGAGGACCGGUUGGAGCGUUUGGACGAUGCCAUCCAUGUACUGCGAAGCCAUGCUGUGGGCCCAUCAACAGCCAUGACCAGUGGGCACAGUGACAUGCACAGCCUUAUCGGAGCUGCACAUACGCACAACGGCGCUAUGGGUUCUUUGGGAAGCGGCUACGGCACAGGACUGUUGUCAGGCAACAGACACUCACUAAUGGUGAGCUCUCACAGAGAAGACAGCAGCAUGGGGGCUUUACGUGCUGGACACUCAAUGGCCGCCGGUCAGGUGCCUCAGCUGCCUGCUCAGUCAGCCACCUCGCCAGACCUCAGUCAACCCGACCCUUACCGUGCUUUGUCUGGAGGCCUUCAGGGCCAGAGCACCUCCUCCAUCAGCUCAGAGAUCAAGUCUGAGGAUGAGGGAGACGAGAACCUCCUGCAGGACUCCAAACCCUUGGAUCCCAAGAAGGAAGACAUCGACAGCAAGGAUCUCAAAGGAAUUGAUAGGUCAAGAUCUAGCAACAACGACGACGAGGACCUGUCUCCAGAGCAGAAGAUGGAGAGGGAGCGGGAACGGAGGAUGGCCAACAACGCUCGAGAGCGUUUGCGAGUACGCGACAUCAACGAGGCGUUCAAGGAGCUCGGCAGGAUGGUCCAGUUGCACUUAAAGAGCGAUAAGCCACAGACCAAGUUACUUAUCCUCCACCAGGCCGUGGCAGUCAUCCUCAGUCUGGAGCAACAAGUCAGAGAGAGAAACUUGAAUCCGAAGGCAGCCUGCCUGAAACGCCGUGAGGAGGAGAAGGUUACCGUGGCAUCAGACGGGACUCCCCUCUCGCUCGCUGCAGCGCAUCAUGCCGCCAUGGGCGAUGGGUCAAAUCCAUUGGGACAAAUGUAAAAUGCAGCAACAUCUUCUCCCCUCCAUAAAUGGUCCAAGGUGCCAGAGUUCAUCAAAAUGAUGAGUGACCACUUCCUCUGACAGUGUUUCUACCCCACCCAAGUAAUCAAACAAACCUAUGAUUACUUCAACUUGACCAAUCGAGAUUCUCCGGACCAAUCAGAUUGGCCUCAAUAUUUCCUCUCAUAUCUUCUAAUCCUCCUCUUCACCUUUGCCUCCUUCUUCUAUCAAGAAAACAAACUGCAAAAGUCAGAAGUUGCUUUACAGUUCCAGUUGAAGUGAAAUUCUACUUUGUGGAGAUGUUGGCCAAUACAACAUGACUAUUUUCAAGCAGCUGUUUGUGGGAGAUUUUUGUCAUGAAGUUACUGCAAAGGGAAAAAAAAAACUAUGGCUUGACCAAUCAUUUUAGAAAUUAUUCUACUUUUACAACUAUUAGCAUUCCCAGUUUUAAAGGACAUUUGGCUUCUAAAUAAUCUAUAGGUAGCACUGUAGAGGUAAAAUAUAUAUAUAUAUAUAUAUAUAUAUAUAUAUAUAUAUAUAUAUAUAUAUAUAUAUAUAUAUAUAUAGGAAAACAACAAAAAAACAACUCGACACACGCAGUGAGCAGUAUAGGGAAAAGGGGGGGGCAACCAAAACAUAUCAAGUAUUUGAAAGGUUUUUUUUCGAGCAACAAUGUGCAGCCUCAACAUGUCUCUGACUGAAUGGCAAACUAAUCCCACACUGUGGAGGAAGCUGAAAAAUAAAACAAAAUAAUUUGAUAUACAAGGAGAAACAGCACACAAAAAAUAAAACAAACACUCAAAGUUUCUUACAGGCCACAAGCAUUCGCAUAUUGAGUGUGGGCUGCAGAGCAAAGCAUUUUUAGGAUGCUAAAAUCUUUGAGAUGGCAAUGGCUGAAAAAAUUAAUUUUAACCCUGAAAGUCAUUCAGUAAAAGCAGAACUCUACAAAUUCCCCUUCUUAAAAAGGACAAAAGUAAUAUCUAGAUCUUCACUCAUGUUCAAUGCAAAUAACCAUUUAAAGCUUAUAAUAGCAAUCCAUCCAUUUUCUAUACCACGCAUCCUCAUUAGUGACAGGGUGAGCUGCAUCCUAUCCCAGUUGACUUCAGGGAAGAGGCAGUGUAGACCCUGGAUUGGUCGCCAGACAAUUGCAGCAUUUCUUAGACUACAAAAAUAGUAAGACAAAUUUAAAGAGGCUGGGUUAUUUCAAUCACAGAAAGUUUGGAAAUUGCACAAAGAGAGCAGAAAUCAUACAGUAAUGACAAGAAUACUAAAACAUUUGUCAGGAAGAUUUUUGGUAAUGCAAAAUGAUCAUUGACGUUUACAAAAACAUCCCAACUUAUACCGUAUCUUUGCAUGAAAGAAGGCUACAGGAUAGAAAAAAAAAAUUUGGAAUAGGGCUGAGCAAUGAAGUGUAUCUUAUUACACGUUAUGCACAUUCCACAAAUACACCACUCAAUGGAUGCAACUAUGAGUGCUGAGUAAGUCAGACCAGGUAUCAAAUGGACCAACUUCCAGAGAAAUUUCAAUGGACAAAGAGAAUAUUAAAUCACAUAGAGACAAUGGUGAUGAAGCUAGGGAAGGCAAACGAACAAUCAUCAGUGUGGGAGUAUCACAUGGGUGAAUGACUUCACAUGCCUUGUUGGUUGGUUCUUAAAAGAACCACUAAAAACAUGAGGGUUUUUCCUUUCAUGUACAUGCAUAAAACCUAAAAGAACAGACUACACUAGAAAGCAAGAAAGAGGAACUAGUAAUACAUUACUUCUUGUCUAAUCAUCUGUUUCCAGUCCGCAUUUGGGUUGUGGAUAACUUUUCAAAUUUUGGACCAUAUUUUCUUUCAAUUUGAAUUCAGACCAUCACUUGUUUGGUGUAGAAGGGUCCACUGUCCUUUUUAUCCAGCCACUUACACUGACAAGUCCUGUGAUUUUUUUUUUUCAUGUUGCAUGUAAAAUGAUGGGCAUCAUCUGAUCAGUGAUUUCAAAUAUAAAUAUGAGAUACUGUACUGCAUUUUAACAGUAAAAGUCGUGACCUGAUGGUAUCAGGUUGCAUUGAAUGUCAAACAGAGGUCAAUCUUCUGGUAAUAGAUGAAACUAACUAGAACAUAAUUUUAUUCACCACCAGUUUUAGAUAUUUGAAAGCCAAUAUGUUUUAUUCCCAAUCUCAGUACUGGCCUUUCUGCUGGCCCUAGCCUUAUGAGCCCUAAGACUGAGGUCUAGCUCCCCCGCCCUCAAGCCCUAACCCCCAGAGUGGUCCAAGAGAUGCAAUUUGAACAUUCACACUUCUACCAAUGUGCCUUUUUAGAGUUCAUAUCAUUGGAGUUGCCAGAGGAGGACCUUGUCUUUCAUAGGAUGCAAGCUUAGGGAAACCUGUUGUUGGUCAUUAGGUUCUAUGCAGUCAGGUUUUUGUACCAGACCUGGGAAUUUAAAAAUAAAUUUUAAAAAAAAGGUUGAAAAAAAUAAAUGGAAAAAAAUAUUUUUGGGAUAAAAAAAAACAAACAAAACAAAAAUAAAGUGUAUUUGAUGUACUGUAUGCUUAUGUGUAACUAGAGCGUGUUCUGACAGACACUUUUGAUUUAGCAAAACAAGCCCUCAUUCCAGUUCUCCUUGCUCCUUGGAAAGCACCCAUUAUCCUGAACCAAGCCCAGUUUUCAUGGUGAAUGCGUCUCUUCUUGUAAUAUAGCUGACCAACUUUUUAUCAAUAUUUGAUGGGCUUUUCCUUGAGCCAAUGUAGUCUUCAGUACAACGUGUGUGGUUGAAUGUUGUAAAGCGCUUUUUUCCUCCUUUUAUUUUAUUUUUUUUAAGGAAAAUGAUUUUCUUGUUAACUUUAAUUUGGAUGUUCUGGUUUAUAUGUCUAUUACAGAAAAUGUAAAAAAAUAGAAAUAAAAACAAAAAUUUAACAAAAUCAACACAAUUUGCUAUUAUUAGUGUUGUUCUCUGACAAGCGUCAAUUUUGACAAUUAAAAUUCUACUCAAUCAUCAAGAAAGCACGCAAACUGGAAAAUAAUCUAUUUGAAUAGAUCAAUUUAUAUAUAAAUGUAUAAAAAUAUAUACAGUAUAUGAGGAGGGUGAUAUUUUCCAUUCUUUUUUGUUGUUGGUUUAUCUUUAUUUUUUUUUUUCUUUUGUCGCAAACGAGUGUUUGUUUGGGGAGGAAAUAUUUUUCCAAAGACUGAACCAUCAGGCCCCCAGUGUUAAAAAUCAUCAAAUGACUCUGCUACAUCUUCUUAAGUUGCCAUGACAACCUCUGCCUCUAACUAAUAUGGCGCCCUGCACAGGACAAAAUGGCACCGGAGGUCCGACAUACUACACUCGCUGUUAUUCAUCAUGGCAGUGACACACAGACAUUGUAAAUUGUAUGCAACAAAACAGUAAACCGAACCCAUAUUUUAAAAUUGUGUAUGUAAAAGUUAUAUUUUUACAUGUAGAUGUUGUUAUUUGUGUUACUAGAAAAAUGUUUGUUUUGUUUGUUUUGAGGGUUGUUUUUUAAAUGUGUUUUUAAAAAAAAAACUCAUAUUGAAAUCAUUGUAAGGUCAGAAAUUCUCAUAAUGUUUUUAUUUUUGUUUGUUUUUUUUUUUUUUUUUUAGAUCAUGCUGGAGAUAAUAGGGAUCUCAGGAUGAUUACGCUGAUGAGAUCAAAACAGAUAUACAGUAUGGUAUUUGUUCGAAUCCCCAUGCCUCAUAAUAUGUCCAUUGUAAUUGUAUUUUUUGCAGCUAAAUGUGUAAAUAGUCACAAAUCAAUUUCUGUGAGGUUUCAGUGGGGUGAGGACUUGCCUGUGAGAUGUGAUGAUGAAGCUGUUUUUAAUAAAAUAGUAUUUGUCUGGUUACAAUAGCCAGUUGCCAACUCUCCAUUGUCAGUGGUACAUGGGACUGUUGUUGUAGUUGCAGCGGUAGUUUAAAACACAUUAUUGUCUACAUUUGCUCUCGGAACAACUUCUGUCACAGCCAGCCCGUGCCAUUUUCAUUUGGUUGCGAAGAAAAAUCAAUUUUUCUACUUCGUUGUACAAAAUUUGAUUGUCUUCGUAACAGAACCCUGGACUGUGUAUUGAGUAAUUGUGAUUUUAAUUUACUUGAAUUGUUAAAAAAAAAUACCUGGCGUACCCAAAGAAAAUCGAUUCAACGGCAUGCGGCGAUGGGCCCGUUUAGACACCUGUGCAUUUAUUUCUUCAAGCUGCAAAUGAAAGUCCCGCGGAGCACGAACCAUGAUCAAGUUUUGUAAAAACAACAACAAUCGUAUCAGCUAUUGUUGUGCAAGGCAGUUUCAGUUUAUUUUCAGAGUUUGCCGUCACAAUUGACUUUUGUCUCAAAAGGCCGUGUUGCUUUGAACGCUAGGAUUGAAUUGGGAGGUGUAAAAUAAAUCUUUUUUUGACUAAUGUUAUUUUUGCAACAUUUAAUGUCAUAUGUUCUAUUUGUUUUAUGGUCAUAUCAUUUCACAUUGUCAUUUUCUGUUACCCCUGCUAUUUUUAUUAGCCAAUGUGUUUUUACUUUUUUUCUCCCCUCCUCGUUGUACAUCCAUCUCAUUUCUUAGUUUCAGUGACUGUGCCAAGAGCUUUUGUAUAUCUGUUACAUUGUACCAGUUUUGCUGCAAUAAUGAUUUGAAUUCAAAAAUCUCAA